Molecule: messenger RNA, 1510 nt
Organism: Drosophila busckii
Lineage: Eukaryota; Metazoa; Arthropoda; Insecta; Diptera; Drosophilidae
Product: spliceosome-associated protein CWC27 homolog
Exons: 4
Coding region: 4-1506 (500 amino acids)
Biological process (GO): protein folding; protein peptidyl-prolyl isomerization
Cellular component (GO): catalytic step 2 spliceosome
Molecular function (GO): peptidyl-prolyl cis-trans isomerase activity
Source: RefSeq, a predicted model, not a curated record
AGAAUGAGUAACAUUUACAUUCAGGAGCCCCCAACCUCGGGCAAAGUGCUGCUUAAGACUUCUGUAGGCGACAUAGACAUUGAACUUUGGACCAGAGAGUGCCCAAAAGCAUGUCGCAACUUCAUUCAGCUCUGCAUGGAGGGCUACUACAAUGGCACAACAUUUCACCGACUGGUCAAGGGCUUCAUUGUCCAAGGAGGAGAUCCGAAUGGCGAUGGCACUGGCGGGGAAUCCAUUUACGGGCAUCCUUUUAAAGAUGAAUUCCAUUCACGAUUACGUUAUUCACGACGCGGCUUGGUGGGCAUGGCAAAUUCUGGAAAAGAUGAUAAUGCAUCGCAGUUCUUCUUUACCUUUGCGCCAACGCCUGAGUUGGAAAAUAAGAACACGCUAUUUGGCAAAGUAACAGGCGAUACGGUUUACAACAUGCUAAAGCUAGAGGAGGGCAUUGUCGAUCAUCAAGAGCGACCAAUGUAUUCACAUCGCAUUAUAUCUGCGGAGGUGCUUAGCAAUCCGUUUAAUGACAUUGUGCCUCGUGCAUUGACAAAAGCAGAUACAAAGCCGAAAAAGAGCAAAAAACAAAAGGAAGGAGUCAAAAAUUUCGGAUUACUUUCCUUUGGCGAAGAGGCCGAGGGGGACGAAGAAGAAACAACCAUAUUCGUUAAAAAAAAUGCUGGCAAAGCCAAGUCUUUGCAUGAUGUAGCAGAUGAUCCUAAACUAAGUAAGGAAGCAAUCAAAGUGCCCAAAUUAGAACGCGCAAUAAGCGAGGAACAACUCUCUGAUGAUUGUAAUGAACCUACACCAAAACUAACAACUAAUCCCACCGAUAUUAAAAACAAACUCGCUAGUGCAACCAGCAAGAAAAUAGAGAAACCCAUCAAACAUAAAGUGGUUAAAAGCGACCCGGAAGAGGACGACGAAAAAGACAUUCUGCUGACUCAAGAGCAGGAACAAAAUCAAAAGAAUUUGAAAGAAAAAUCAAAAAUACGUGAAGAGAUUGCGAGUCUAAAGCGGCAGUAUCAAACGGAUAAGAUGACCAAGGAUAAGUUCCUAGAAAAAGAAGCUGAGAAAAACUCAAAAAGUACUGAUAUUAAAGGAGCAAGUGAUAAUCAAUAUAUACACGACUUUAUACAGUCUAAGGAACUCUACACUACCAAGUCCAAAAGUACACUAAAAGGGCAAAAUAGGGAGGACUUUACCUUGAGCAUAUUAUCUAAGUUUAAAUCAAAGCUUGGUAACUUCAAAAAUAAAUCUAGUUCUGAGACCACUAAAGAGGAGCCCUCUAAUUUGGACGAAGCUGAACUUGAAAAGGAAAUCGCCAGCGACGAUUGGCUUGCUCACAACUUAAAUUUUAAUAACGAUGUACCUGUACUGGCCAAAGAUGCUUCCACAAAAGGUGACGACUGGUAUGAUGCCUACGAUCCACGAAAUCCUCUCAACAAACGAAAACGCGGUGCUGAUAAAAGCCACAAAUCCAGCAGCUCUAAAUCGUCGAAGCGAAAUAAUUGAAUAA